Molecule: messenger RNA, 1614 nt
Organism: Lacerta agilis (Sand lizard)
Lineage: Eukaryota; Metazoa; Chordata; Lepidosauria; Squamata; Lacertidae
Gene: HNF4G
Product: hepatocyte nuclear factor 4 gamma
Exons: 10
Coding region: 113-1477 (454 amino acids)
Biological process (GO): regulation of transcription by RNA polymerase II; cell differentiation; anatomical structure development
Molecular function (GO): nuclear receptor activity; zinc ion binding; RNA polymerase II cis-regulatory region sequence-specific DNA binding
Source: RefSeq, a predicted model, not a curated record
AGUGAUAUAGUUAAGAGUUAGCACUUGGAUUAUCAAUUACUGAUUGCCAGAAAAACAGAGUGGAUCACAUCUUCUUUCCUGGAGAAGUAGUCACUUUCAAGGUUUAUGUUCAAUGAUGAGGAUCUCUGAGUCCGUCCUGGACAUGGAAAUGGCAAAUUAUACGGAAGUCUUAGAUCCCAGUUAUACUAGUCUGGAGUUUGAAACAAUGCAAGUCUUGUAUAAUGGCAGUGACAGUUGCUCAGCAGAGCCACUCGGCAUGAACACUGCAGACAGUGGGAUUGGUGGCCUUUGUGCAAUAUGCGGAGACAGAGCAACAGGCAAGCAUUAUGGUGCCUCCAGUUGCGAUGGAUGCAAGGGGUUCUUUCGACGCAGCAUACGAAAGAAUCAUGUUUACACCUGCAGAUUUAGCCGGCAAUGUACUGUUGAUAAGGACAAGAGAAAUCAAUGCAGAUACUGUCGUUUAAGAAAGUGUUUUCGCGCUGGGAUGAAGAAGGAAGCUGUGCAAAAUGAACGGGACAGGAUAAGUACGAGACGAAGUGCAUCUGAUGGCAGCAACAUUCCUUCUAUUAAUAUGUUGGCCCAGGCUGAGUUGCUUUCUCACCAGAUCCCUGUUUCAAGCCCCUGUGCUGGUACUGACAUCAGCGUUAAGAAAAUUGCUGGCAUUAGCGAAGUAUGUGAAUCUAUGAGGCAACAGCUCCUGGUGCUUGUAGAAUGGGCAAAAUACAUUCCAGCUUUUUGCGAACUACGGCUGGAUGAUCAGGUUGCCCUGUUAAGAGCACAUGCUGGAGAACACCUUUUGCUUGGAGCAGCAAAACGCUCUAUGCUUUACAAAGACAUUAUUCUUUUAGGUAAUGAUUUUGUAAUCCAUCGCAACAGUUCCGAAAUUGAGAUCAGCCGAGUAGCAAACAGGAUACUGGAUGAGAUAAUACGACCAUUUCAGGAGAUCCAAAUUGAUGAUAAUGAAUAUGCUUGCUUAAAAGCAAUUGUCUUCUUUGACCCAGAUGCAAAAGGACUGAGUAACCCAAUGAAGAUCAGGAACACAAGGUUUCAAGUUCAGAUCAAUUUGGAGGACUACAUCAAUGACCGUCAGUACGACUCCAGGGGACGCUUUGGAGAACUCUUACUACUUCUGCCUACCCUUCAGAGCAUCACCUGGCAAAUGAUUGAGCAAAUACAAUUUGUGAAACUGUUCGGAAUGGUUAAAAUUGACAGUUUGCUUCAAGAAAUGUUACUAGGAGGUACGUCUAGUGAUGCCACAAAUCUCCACCCAGUUCAUCCUCAUCUAGCCCAAGAUCCGCUCACUGGACAAACUCUGCUUAUAAGUUCAGUGUCUGCUCCUGUACACGCGGAACCGAUUUCAACUCCUGAAACUCCCCUGCCUUCUCCUCCACAAGGCUCUGGUCAGGAAUACAAGGUAGCUGCAAACCAAGUUACGGUUAUUUCACAGCAAUCUCUUCCAAAACAAAAGCCAUUGUGAUAUUGAUCAAUGCUUCUUCUUUUUUGUAAUACAAGCACUGCAUUAAGCCAUUGUGACACUGGAAAACUCAGGACAGAUAACUCAGAUCUGCUGUUAAAGAGACAAGUACAGUUCCCUUUGGAGAAGGUUUUUUUUUA